Baudoinia panamericana UAMH 10762 is the source of this 350-nucleotide messenger RNA. RefSeq lists its product as uncharacterized. NCBI's taxonomy places the organism in Eukaryota, Fungi, Ascomycota, Dothideomycetes, Mycosphaerellales, Teratosphaeriaceae. The record is from RefSeq and is a predicted model, not a curated record. Bases 35 to 313 code for a protein of 92 amino acids. The transcript has a single exon.
GCGCCGAACAUAUUUCCAGAGAGGGGGUCCGCGUAUGCGCCGAUCAGAUGUGCCUGCAUUGUAUCCUGCUGGUCCGUUAGCCUGGGACUGUGAUCUAAUCUCAAUCUUGUUGUGGGUUGAUGCCGGCUUAAACGAGCUAUCUUUCGAUGUAGCAAAAUUUAUUCCAGUUCUCGACCGGGAAAGGCUCGACGCAGACCUGGAUUUCCUGGACAAGUUUGGCGUUCACCGCGCCGCUGGGCGUGUGCGUAAGGCAGCAUUGCAUUUUCGAAGGCUGCCUCUGCAAAGGGUAGACAUCGUCAGAAACCGUAGUUGACAGGUUGAGGCGUAGCGGUACACUUUUGUACAGUAUC